UCAUUUGGUGUCAGUUGAGAGUCAGACCUCUCUCUGUUUGUGUUAAAGAGUCCUCUGCCGAUUAAAACUAUCAAACUACCGGAACAUUUACCACCAGAAACAGCUAACACCGUCGGUAACCGGAACGGAAACUCCCCGGUGAUGAAACGGCUUUAGGACGACCGUAACUUUGGUGAUGUGUGUAGCGGUGCUGAUGGAGACGCUCUGAGGGUGACACUGGGAAAGUCCUCACUCUUCCUCCUCCUUCCUCACUCUUCCUCACCCUUCCUCACCCUUCCUCACUCUUCCUCACCCUUCCUCCCCCUGAAAGCUGCACACAUGUUUUCUCUUGGUCAGGAGAACAUCCCCUCCUCCCCGGCCUCCACCAAAGGACCAGUGAAAUAUGGAGAGCUCAUUGUUCUGGGGUGUAAUGGCUCUCUGCCAAACGGAGACAAGGGGAGGAGGAAAAGCCGCUUCGCUCUGUGUCGCAGGAACAAGGCCAACGGCGUGAAACCGAGCACCGUGCACUCCUCGUGCACGCCUCAGGCUGCCAAGGCUGUGAGCGACAAGGAGCAGCACAGUAUUUCCUACACUCUGUCCCGGGCACAGACGGUGGUGGUGGAGUACACGCAGGACGGCAGCACGGACAUGUUCCAGAUUGGCCGCUCCACAGAGAUUCCCAUUGACUACGUGGUGACGGACACGCUGCCCGGGGGUCAGAUCCAGGUGGACGGUCAGACGGUUCAGAGCACCAUCUCCCGCUUCGCCUGCCGCAUCAUCUGCCAGAGAGACCCUCCGUUCACCGCACGCAUCUAUGCCGCCGGCUUCGACUCCUCCAAGAACAUCUUCCUCGGGGAGAAAGCAGCUAAAUGGAGGAUGCAGGACGGUCACAUGGACGGACUGACCACCAACGGGGUUCUGGUGAUGCACCCCCGACAGGGCUUCACCCAGGGCUCCAAACCCGGCCUGUGGAGGGAGAUCUCCGUCUGCGGAAACGUGUUCACGCUGAGGGAGACCAGGUCCUCUCAGCAGAGGGGCAAGAUGAUGGAGCCUGAGUGUAACGAGCUGGUGGACGGCUCCCUGGUGGACCUGUGUGGAGCGACCCUGCUGUGGCGCACUGCAGAGGGGCUCGCCGACACCCCCACCGUCAAACACCUGGAGGCCCUGAGGCAGGAGCUGAACGCGGGGCGGCCGCAGUGCCCCGUGGGCCUCAACACGCUCGCCUUCCCCAGCAUGCGGCGCAAAGACGUCCUGGACGAGAAGCAGCCGUGGGCCUACCUGCGCUGCGGACACGUGCACGGAUACCACGGCUGGGGGGGCCGCCGCAACCCCGAGGUGGAGGCGGAGUGCCAGGAGAGAGAGUGCCCCAUGUGCCGGACGAGGGGCCCCUACAAGCCCCUGUGGCUGGGCUGCGAGGCGGCUUUCUACCUGGACGCAGAGCCGCCCACACACACAUUCAUCCCCUGUGGACACGUGUGCUCGGCGAAGACGGCGGCGUACUGGAGUCAGAUCCCGCUGCCGCACGGCACACACACCUUCCACUCUGCGUGCCCCUUCUGUAUCGAGGCGCUCAGCGGGGAGGCCGGCUGCAUCAGACUCAUCUUCCAGAGCCCGCUGGACUAGAGACCCCUCAGACUGCUUAGCUAAACAACAGAAGGGUGGAAGAAAAGAGCAAGGAAAGUUGAGUGUCCUCGACCACCAAUGAGAAAUGGACUGUGCUUAUAUAGCGCUUUAUCCAGUCUUUACGACCCCUCAAAGCGCUUUACAUGUUCAUGUACAUUCACCCAUUCACACCCAUUCAUACAGAGCAGUGUACCUUACUCUAGGAACUAACAUUCGUACACAUUCACACACUCAGGGUUCAGUAUCUUGCCCAAGGAUACAUCAACAUGUUGACUGCUCUGGCUGGGAUCGAACCCACAACCUUCUGGUGGAAAGACGCCCGCACUCCCUCACAGCCACAGUCGCCCAUAAAUACAGUUAUAGUAGUUUGACUGUUGUGUAAACGAGCAAUGAAAGAAUAUCCGUCUCUUCACACUUUAAGAGAAUUAUUGUUUAACAUGUAAACUAAAUAAUAACCAUUGCCUUCAAGAGGAUGUUUAAGAGGCAGAAAACCGCCACAAGCUUUCUUUCAUUCCAGUAAAACAAAGGACUAGAGAACCCUCAGACUGCUUGUCUAAACAACAGAAAAACGAGUUCUUUCUAUAACUUAAUUUUGUAUAACUUAAUUUAACUUAAUUUUUGAGCAACAGAAAUACACUUAUUGGGUAUAUGAUUCAGGCUUUCUUUGUUGUCCUCUGAAGUGGUGAAUGUUCCUCACUAGUUUAAACUGUGAAUUGCAGUGAAUGGAUUCCCUGUAAUUGUCACACUUUGCAAAAAUCAUCCUUCAUCAACCCUGCCUUACCUAAACAACAGAAGGCAUAACCAUGAGUCUCUUUGAUCACUUAAUUGAACUUAAUUUUGAGCAAUAUAAAUACAUAUAUUGGGUUUUUGAUUCAGGCUUUGUUGUCCUGUUCAAAUGGUGAAUGUUCUUCCCUGGACACAACUGUAAUGAUUGCCUCACACUCUUCAAUGUAAUGUCCUCGCCUUAAAGUACAUCAAAGUUGAGGAAAUUGCAGUUAAUGUAUUCCCUGUAAUUGUCGCACUUUGCAAAAUCAUCCUGCCUUGUCUGAAAAACAUAACCCCGAGUCCUUUUGAUAACUUAAUUUAACUUUUGAGCAAUAUAAAUAGAUGUAUUGGUUUGAUUCCUGCCUUCUUUGGAAGGUGUAUAAUGAUGCAGGCUUUGUUGUCCUCCUCUUAAGUGGUGAAUGUUCUUCCCUGGAUGAACUGUGAUGAUUUGCCUCACUCUUUAUUUAUUCCUUGACCUCUUCAGUAAUGUGUUUUGUAAAUCAAUGCAAUAUCUAACAGCCUUAAAGAGAAUUGAACACUAAGACACGAUCACAGUUUGGUUUUAUUGUCUUUGGUCUAUUUGUUUUCUUAAGGCUUUUCUAUGGGAAAAAGGGAAAUGUAAACAUGUUGGGGAAUAAACUAAUAUUUCUGUAUUUAAUUA
Molecule: messenger RNA, 3028 nt
Organism: Trematomus bernacchii (emerald rockcod)
Lineage: Eukaryota; Metazoa; Chordata; Actinopteri; Perciformes; Nototheniidae
Product: E3 ubiquitin-protein ligase pellino homolog 1-like
Biological process (GO): regulation of Toll signaling pathway; protein K48-linked ubiquitination
Molecular function (GO): ubiquitin protein ligase activity; protein binding
Source: RefSeq, a predicted model, not a curated record